Molecule: messenger RNA, 4155 nt
Organism: Cucurbitaria berberidis CBS 394.84
Lineage: Eukaryota; Fungi; Ascomycota; Dothideomycetes; Pleosporales; Cucurbitariaceae
Product: phosphoribosyl transferase domain protein
Exons: 1
Coding region: 443-3919 (1158 amino acids)
Biological process (GO): cholesterol biosynthetic process
Cellular component (GO): cytoplasm
Molecular function (GO): phosphomevalonate kinase activity; FAD binding
Source: RefSeq, a predicted model, not a curated record
AGUUCCUACGUUUAUAUAGGUCUUUGUAGCCGGAUGAGUCUGUUUUCACUUUCUAAUGUGACUGCAAGUCCAAAUUGGAGUGAUUACAAGGUUCUGUUCUUUCCAGUAGCUUGGUUGUUUCGCAAAUCUACCAGGCGAUGAAGUCUUUUUACUUGUAGGCAGCAGUAUAAGCCAGUAAGCCCGUAGCCGCGGCUGGACGCAUGCAUAUGCGUCCCACAAACACUUGCUGUUGCCUGCACCUUCACCUUGAAGCCGGUAGCAGCCCACGCAUCCCAAUUCGGUAAAGCGCUACUGCAAAGGUCUGUUUGUAACAACAAACCCUCUUUUCUCUACUUCAUGGUUAUCUUGAAGCCGCUUGAAUAAGACUGCUAGCCUCAUCAAGACCAACACCAACCAUCGUCACGAGUGAGAACUGCUCACAUACCCGUACUAAACAACUAAAAUGGCGACCCUCGAAUCCCUAAAGCAGGCACUAAGGCAGAAAGUCAAGAAAACAGCGUCGAAAUCUCUGCGGAAGUUGUCUGAAACACAGUACAGCGCGGGCCUCGCCAUCGUGACGCGGGGCUCAGGCUGGACGACCACGUACCAAGAAUUCAUUACCCCCCAACUAUCUCAGCUGCUAGACCCACUCCUCAACUUACGUACUCAACUAUCGGUACUAGAAAUUGGACCUGGCCCGAAGAGCGUACUUGGAUCUCUUCCCGGCCAUCUCAGACAGAGGGUUAGCAAAUACACUGCGUUCGAGCCUAAUGGCUUGUUUGCUACGAGUUUGGAAGAAUGGCUUUGCUCUACUACGUCUGGGGCAGAGGCCCCGCUGCCUUCUCUGGAAAAAAGGGCCGACAUACAUCGGGUUCCAUUCGUUCUGGAGGACAAAGUAGGGAGUGGUACUAGUACCGGUACAAUCGACGACGACGAAAAGUACGACAUCAUCCUAUUCUGCCACAGCAUGUACGGCAUGAAUCCAAAACACAAGUUCAUCGAAAAGGCGCUCGAGAUGCUUGUUGAGCAGCCACAAGGCGGGAUAGUGGCGGUUUUUCAUCGCGACGGGGCCCUGCAAGUUGAGGGCUUGGUGUGCCAUCGAUCGGCUGCUUUCCCUACUGGAGUAAUCCGCGUGGCAGAUAACGAUGAGGAACUAGAUUGCUUUGCUUCUUUCAUCGUGGGGGUUAUCCCGCAGGAUGGAGGCGUAGACGAGGCUAUACGAGUUGAAUGGCGUUCGGUGUGCCGCACGCUGGGCCGUCACGAGGAAGCCUAUCCAAACCGUCUCUUGUUCAGCGCGCCCGAGGUUAUGGAGGCCUUUACUCAUCAUGCGACUACUUUACCGGAGCUGACGGCGCAGGUACCAUCUGUGGGGCAUAGAUUGGUCAAAAACUGUGAGGCUCGCCUCCACCACCCCGCCUCGAUCAUGAGGCCGACAGAGAUCCGACACGUCCAACAGUGCGUUCAGUGGUCUCUAAAGCACGGGGCCAGCCUGACCGUCAUUGGCGGGGGACACAGCGGCCACUGUCUCUGGCCCAACGUUGUCUCAGUCGACAUGGGCGCCUUUGACCAAGUACACAUUCUCACGGCAGGGGAGGACGGAGGAAAUUCUACUUCUGCUUCAGGUUCCUUGGUCAUCGCCGAGGCUGGCUGCAAAACGGGGGAUAUCAUCCGCAAGACCAUGGCGGCGGGUGUGACAGUACCCUUGGGGUCUCGGCCAAGCGUAGGCGCGGGGCUGUGGCUACAAGGCGGUAUUGGGCACCUAGCUAGGCUACACGGGCUCGCUUGCGACGCCAUUGUCGGUGCCAUUGUGGUCAGCGUUAACUCUGGAAAGGUCCUCGUCAUCGGCAAUGUACCCAGUCAACACCAGCCACUUGGUUCUGUGCGGCCUGAAGAUGAAAGUGAUCUUAUGUGGGCGAUCAAAGGGGCUGGAACCAACUUCGGCAUCGUGAUCAGCGUAACUUUCAAGGCUUAUGUGGCUCCGACCUACUCGUCUCGAAACUGCAUUGUGCCGCUGAGCAAUGACCUCGAGGCGCGGCUCAAGCUUAGCGAAUUUGAUAACCAAAUCGCCAGGAAGCUCCCCAGGAACUGUUCUACAGACGCGUAUCUAUACUGGGACGCCGGCCAGAUGCAUCUUGGGGUGAUCAUGAUCGAAUCUUCCACGACUGGGCUUGCCAUUACAACACCACUACCCAAACCUGUGGGGGCGAUUUGGGGGCUGGGAGAUGAUUUCAAGGCUGUCGAUGGUGUUGGUUUAUUCGAGACGGAAUUAUACGUUUCUGGGAUGCAUGGCGGGCACGGCGGCGGCAAGACGUCCUCAUUCAAGCGAUGUUUAUUCUUGAAAGAUAUCGGGGAACCAGAUAUCGCCGACCGCUUGGUAGCGGCCAUUAGGACUCGCCCUUCGCCACUCUGCUAUCUCCAUCUGCUGCAAGGGGGCGGAGCGGUUGGCGAUGUUGCAGCCGAAGCCACUGCGUUUGGCUGUCGAGACUGGGACUUUUCCUGUGUCAUAACCGGUGUCUGGCCCCGCGAUCAGGAUGGUAGCGAAAUUGCACGAUAUACUGUGCAAUGGGUUUACAACGUCGCUAAAGAGUUGUUCUCCGUGAGUAGUGGAGUGUACGGAGCAGACGUUGGACCUGAUCCUAGAGACGCCGCACUAGCCAUGAAAGCCUUCGGGCCGAACCGCCCGCGCCUAGCCCGUCUCAAGCACCGGUUGGACCCGAAUAACGUGCUAGCCUAUGCCUGCCCGCUCCCGAGGACGCCCAUGAAACAGAAGCUGAUCCUUCUUGUCACGGGCAAAAGCUGCGCUGGAAAGGAUUAUUGUGCUGGCGUCUGGGCCUCCGUCUUCACAAAAGGCCUCACGGCGCGUGUAGUCAGCAUCAGUGAUGCGACAAAGCGAGAAUACGCGGCUGCCACUGGUGCGGACCUAAGCCGCCUGCUCUCGGACCGUGCCUACAAGGAGGACCACCGCCCAGCAUUAACAGCAUUUUUCCAGGAACAGGUUCAGAAACGACCUCAGCUGCCAGCAGAGCAUUUCCUGAGUGUGGUCCGCGGUGUCGAAGAUGUAGAUGUGCUGCUAAUCACCGGGAUGAGAGACGAGGCGCCCGUCGCUACCUUUUCGCAUUUGGUACCAGACAGGACACUGCUCGAGGUUCACGUCCAGACUCAUGAACAGACACGGCGUCUUCGCCGAGGGGGCCACGGCUGUAACGACAAUGCAGAAAAAGAUGAAGAUAGUACCAAGAGCAUAUCAGAUUUAACAACCUGGGACUACCGCCCCUCUCUCAUCUUCGACAAUGAUACAACAGGAAGUGAGGCGGCAAAAAGGUUUGCCGAAAUUCAUCUGAUUCCUCUUCUCCACGAGGACUUGCAGCGACUGGGCAAUAUGGUGCUUUCGGUACCCGACUUCCCAAGCCCGGGCAUCGAUUUCCGACAUGUGCUAGGCAUCUGUCAGCAGCCUGGUGGCCUCGCCUUAUGCAUAUCUCUGCUGCAAAGCCACUUUGCCGGGGACUGGGCCAAAGUCGACGCGUUAGUUUGUUGUGAGGUUGGCGGAUUCGUCUAUGCGUCUGCAUUGGCUUCGCGGAUCGAUGUGCCCUUGGUGCUGAUUCGUGAUGCUGGUAAGCUGCCCCCACCCACCGUUUCUGUCGUCAAAUCCCCGUCGUAUAUCUCGUCUUUGCCAACCGGUGAUUUCAAAGAGAAGCGAAUUGAAAUGGAGCGCGAUGUGGUCCCCAAGGGCGCAUCGGUGGUGAUUGUAGAGGAUGUGCUUUCCACGGGAGAGACGCUCUCCGCGAUGUUACAGCUAUUAGACAAGGCGGGCAUUGGUGCCGAAGAUGCCAGUGUCAUAGUCGUGGCCGAGUUUCCGAUUCACCGUGGCCGUGAACUCUUGCGUAAACGUGGCUUUGGCAGAACCAAUAUUCAAAGCCUUUUGGUCUUUGGGGGUGCUUAGGGAAGGGAGGAAGGAUCUUGGAAUCUUGAAGUUGUGACUUGAUUACCUUGGGAUAUACCAGAUCCAGCUGAUGGACUUUUCGGCCAUCUCUAGGGCGAUUUGGCUUAGACGCUGGAAGAAUAGAGACUUAUUGAGCUCCUGGGUGACUGUGGAAAUGGAAAGGUCUAAGUGUCACAUUAAAUCUCAAAACUGACAUCCAAGACAUGGAUUUGAAGAGCACGAAAGUGAAUCUGAGG